Molecule: messenger RNA, 564 nt
Organism: Homalodisca vitripennis (glassy-winged sharpshooter)
Lineage: Eukaryota; Metazoa; Arthropoda; Insecta; Hemiptera; Cicadellidae
Product: defensin-like
Exons: 5
Coding region: 97-462 (121 amino acids)
Biological process (GO): defense response to bacterium; humoral immune response
Source: RefSeq, a predicted model, not a curated record
UCUGUACUAAUUAUGACUAGUCUAUAUAGUCAGUGUCCUCUACAAUCAGCCGAUCAACUUGUGCCCUGUACAAUCAACUGUAGCUGUUGACCGAUCAUGCAAUUCUCUGUGUCUGUCUGUCUUUGCCUGCUGUUGGGCGUUGGACUCGUCACAGCAGCGCCUUCCGAAUUGACCGUCGAAGAGCAACAAGUCGCUGCACUACCUGAAUUCUCUCCUGAAGAACAAGACGUUGCUGCACUAUCUGAGGAACAUGAUAUUGCUACACCUUCUGAAGUCUCUUCUGAGGAACAAGACUCCGAUGAUGAGGGUGUCAAUUUACCACGUGUAACCUGUGAUCUUCUCAGUUUCUCCUUCAAAGGCUUCUCUGUGAACCACUCUGCCUGUGCCGCACACUGCCUUCUACGCAGGAAGAAGUUCCGAGGUGGCAGGUGCAUUAAUGGCGUCUGCAGCUGCCGCAAGUGAUGAUAGCGGUUCACUCUUCCACUUAUCAGCUUCGAUGUGACUUUUGUUAAGUGGAUUGACGUCAAUGACUGAUGGUUUUCAAUUAAAAAUUAUUUAGUAAAA